CCCUUCUCGCGCCAGGAGAACACGACCCACUCUCUCUUUCUGAACUAUGUUUUUCACCGUGCGCUUGGAGAUGAUUGUUUUUCAGACCACACUAACAAGACAUCUUGGAUAUUGUUGACUUUCUGAGGGCGGGAGAAUGGCCUGUGGACCAUGUGAAGUUUUCUCUUUCAAAGACACCGAGCUUCCCUCCAACCUCCUCGUCCAGCUCAACAUCAUGCGGCAGGAGCGCAUCCUGACCGACGUCCUGCUCUGCACAGAGCAUCAGGAGAUCCCCUGCCACAGGAACGUCCUGGUGUCCAGCAGCCCGUACUUCCGAGCAAUGUUCUGCAGCAACUUCCUGGAGAGCAGCCAGACCCGCGUGAACCUGAAGGGAAUCUCCUCGAGCGUCAUCAGUUGCAUCGUGGACUACGUCUACACGGGCUGCAUCUCCAUCACGAUGGAGAUUGUGCUGCCGCUCAUGCAGGCAGCAUCCAUGCUUCACUACGGAGGUCUCUUCGAGGCCUGCUCACUGUUUCUCCAGGGGCAGCUGAGUCCAGAGAACUGUCUGAGCAUGAUCCGCCUCUCGGAGAUUCUCCACUGUGAGAGCUUGAGGGAGAGGGCCAAGGAGAUGGCCGUGAGGUGCUUCUCUGACGUGGCUGCCACUGAGGACUUCUGCGAGCUGUCUCUCCCUGAGCUCAUGUGCUACCUCGAAGAUGACCGCCUUUGUGCCGAGGAGGAGCAGGUGUUUGAGACCCUGCUGGCGUGGAUCCACCAUGACCCGUUCUCACGACGCGGCGCGAUCCACGACCUCUUCAAGAAGGUCCGUCUGCGCUACAUCCACCCAACGUACCUCUUCCAGUUCAUAGCCAAUGACCCCCUGGUGCAGUCGUCCACACUGUGCACCGAGAUCAUCGAUUCUGUACGUCGCCUGAUGCUUACCGUCAGCAAUAAGUGUAGCCGUGAGCUCAAGCCGCUGUGGACCACACCCAGACGCUACACCUGCAGAGAAACACUGGUGGUGGUUGGAGGACGCAAGAACAACGAACAAACCUCACGUGAAGCACUGCUGUACGACGAGAGGACCCAUCGUUGGCAGUGGUUGGCCAAGCUCCCCCUGCGGCUCUACAGAGCUGCAUACGUGUGCAUACACAGCAUCCUCUAUGUGCUCGGCGGCCUGAGCCUGUGCAUGACGUCGGGCGACAGCUCGGUCAGCGCCACAGUGUACACACUCUCCCUCAAGACCAACCAAUGGAGGACUGCCGAGCCCAUGUCGGAGCCACGAUACGCCCACCAGAGUGUGUCCUACCUGCACUUUAUUUUUGUGCUGGGAGGCAUCGGGGUAGACAAGCGGAUCUCUCAGUCGGUGGAGAGGUAUAACAGCAUGUUUAACCAGUGGGAGGCCAUGGCGCCGAUGCCCACAGCCGUGCUGCAUCCGGCCGUCGCAGCAAGUGAUCACAGGAUCUAUGUUUUUGGAGGGGAGGACGCCAUGCAGAACCCAGUCAGGCUGAUUCAGGUUUAUCACAUCGCUCGCAAUUCGUGGUCGAGGCUGGAGACGAGGACGGUGAAAAACGUUUGUGCCCCAGCUGCCGUCAUAGAGGACAGGAUCUACAUCAUAGGAGGGUACACCAGGCGAAUGAUCGCCUACGACACCAAAGCCAACAAGUUUGUCAAGUGCGAGAAUCUGAAGGAGCGAAGGAUGCACCACAGCGCGACGGUGAUCAACAACAAGCUCUACGUCACCGGUGGACGCAUCCUCAACAGCCAAGAUGUCAUCGAGGACUCAGACUGCUUCGAGUGUUACGACCCAAAGACGGACGUUUGGACGUCAAAAGGCUCUUUGCCGUACAAGCUCUUCGACCAUGGCUCCCUGCCACUGGUCUGUGUAUCCAAUAGACCCAACCCACCAUGACCUUUCAUCCAAUCUGCCGCUUUUGGUAAAUAUUGGCUAGAAGUUCUCCACCUCCCUCUUGUGAUGAUCUAUCGGCCUCUAGCUUCAUAAAUGGGAAACCAUUUUGUAACAGACUGCAUUCCCUUAUGCGGCUCAGUCUCUGCCGCAGCUUAGCGGGACGUUAAUCCAGGCUGACUUCACGGUGUCAAUCAAAGACGAGCUUGGACCGACGUGCAGAGCCGUCAUGUCUGAGGCACCUGGGGGGGAACCGAACCCCGGAGAUGACAAGAGGCCGUCUGCACAACAAGCAGCUGCUCUGACACAGAAUCCAAAAAGCUCUUUCCGCAGACGGCUGCACGCGUUUGAUGCUAACUUAACGUGUUAAUGUGUUAAUUUCACACAGCGGAGGACUCGCAGCUGUUCUGCAAAAACUGAACACUUGUUGAAUAUCUGUACGUGUUUAUUAAAAUGUCCGAUCAGACAGUCGCACUUUGAAGAAAACACAUUCCUCCAUGACCCUCAUGCUUCUAACCGGGUUAACAUGAAAAUGAUGAAGUGUGACAAGCUCCCAUGGCAAAGUCCCUCAUGGUGGAUCUUUAUUGCUCUAUAUGGCUGACAUGUAGCCAAGAAGAACAGUUUUAUUGAAAUGACUUUAUCCUGUUUUGUUGGUUUAAUCCACGACUCUGAGAUCUAUUCCUGUUACCCCCUAACAAAGCAUGUUUUGUGUUUUAUUUUUCAUCUUGUGUCGUUGUUACAAGAAAAUGGCUUCUCAGGCAGCUCCGAUGAUGUGAGGAAAUGUGACACUCCUAUCUUUGAAUGUAAAGGGCCUGCUGGGUAUGCAGUGACCUGCUACUCGCAGUAAUAACUGAAAAGGGUUUUGGGGACAUCAGUGAUCUGACAUCAUCCUCCAAUCUCCUGAGGAAACAACGAGACAACAUAGGAAGAUGCCAGAUGUCCCAGAAGAAAGGAAAAUUCAAAAUAGAAUCUCUUCUUGGUCUUUCCUUUUCCUCCUCGACAUUACUGAGCUCCAUUCGAGAUCUACAUGAGAUUUAGACUUUUUUCUCAUAUGUUUUAAAUUUAGCUCCUGAGAAAUAACUCCACUCUAGUCGCAGCCUGAUCCUCAGUGAAGAUCUUAAAAGGCUUCCAUUUCUGUCUCCAGCCGGGUUGGGAGAAACGGAUCAGAAUUGAGUAAUAUUCAAAAAAUAAUUUAUUUAUUUAUCAUGGGGCAAAGAAAAGACAGUGAGCCAAUGAGAUUGUGAAGACAUAUCUUACCCAGAAGCGUUUCACAGAACCUGGGAGGCCCUGCACAAUUGUCUUGGCUUUGGAGUAAUGUAACCAGCCGUCCUCUGGGGGGGGCCCCUCUCUGUUUGGGACCCCAAGCAAAUGCCUGGCAUCCGAAUCCUGUUGAAACGCCCCUGGUCUUAUCAUCACUGCGUCUUCUUCCUGUAUCGUGACCCCAGGUGAUGGUUUACAUGGAAAAUAUUUCACCUAAUCAUCUGAUCAAAUCAUCUGUUUGUUUGAGUCCCUAAUCCUCUGCAUCGUGCACAAUGUGCUGCUGUUACUUGCACAAGUGAAAGAUCUUUCUUUUUUGUAUUGUACGUCUAUAAAUGAUCAUGGAUUUCC
Molecule: messenger RNA, 3490 nt
Organism: Platichthys flesus (European flounder)
Lineage: Eukaryota; Metazoa; Chordata; Actinopteri; Pleuronectiformes; Pleuronectidae
Gene: klhl38a
Product: kelch-like family member 38a
Exons: 4
Coding region: 137-1888 (583 amino acids)
Molecular function (GO): protein binding
Source: RefSeq, a predicted model, not a curated record